CCUUGCAAGCCCAUCUAGGUCCAGCCAUUGUGCAGCUUGUCUCUUACAUCCCAUUUCCUGUAGGUGGGGUUUCCCUAGGAAAUGGCUUUGACAGGAAGCUGGGUGAAGUCUGCAUUGCUGCGGCCAGACUGCACACACUGCCUUGGGCCCCAGCACAGAGUUUUUUUUAUGGAGACAACUAACAAGAGAAGCACCUGGGACAAUAGCCAUUCCAAUUUGGAACUUCUAUUCUUCUUGUAGCCAAGAAAGUGGAAGUGGGUCUUCAAUGACUUUUUAGAGUUUAAACCUUUUGGGGAUAGCCAAGUUUUCAGACAGAAUCUGCAUGUGGAGGGAAUUAACUGCAGUACGCUGUGGUUAUUCAGAAGAAUGCUUUUGGUGUUGUAUGUUUCAGUUCUGUGGUGGACUCUUCUUCUUUUGAUGGAUUGUCAGGAAGUUGCUAUAUUCACCAUGCAGUAUCAAGUGCUGGAAGAAGUACGGCCUGGAACUGUGUUGGGAAGGCUGCCUGAGGAACUUGGAUGGACUGAGGGCAAUUGGACCACAGGAACCUUCCAACUGCUUCAGUCUUCCACGGUGCUUCCCAUACAGGUGGAUUCUCAAAAUGGUUUAUUAAGCACCACAAGGAGGCUGGAUAGGGAGCAGCUUUGCUGCUACAGAGAUCCUUGUGUCAUCUUGUUUAGUAUUCUAGCUCCCAAAUAUUUAGCCCUGAUCCAUGUGGAGAUUCAUGUCUUGGACAUCAAUGAUAAUGGGCCUCAGUUUCCUCAAAUGGCACUGGAACUGGAGAUAUCAGAAAGCACAUUAUUACAGACACGAAUCCCUUUGGACCGUGCCCUGGACCCAGAUGCUGGCUUGAAUGCCCUAUGCUCCUACCUCUUAUCGCCCAGUGAGCACUUUGCCUUGGAGUUAACCUAUGGUUCUGAUGGAAGUCAGCAGGCAGAGCUGGUGGUAGUGAAAGAAGUGGACCGGAAGAUCUACUCCUCAUUUGAGUUGAUCUUGACUGCCAUUGAUCAUGGAGAGCCCCCUAGAUCUGGAACUACAUUAGUGAGGGUGACUGUGCUGGAUUCAAAUGAUAAUAGCCUGAUGUUUGCCCAGAGUUCUGUGACAGCAGAAAUCAGGGAAGAUGCUUUGCCAGGAACUCCUUUGAUCAACCUCACUGCCACUGAUCCUGACCAAGGAUCCAACGGAGAGAUUGAAUACUCCCUCAGCAAACAUGCUUCUGUGGAGGUGCUUAGAACAUUUACCAUUGAGGGUCAGACAGGCCGUGUUCUCCUGCAGCAGCCACUGGAUUAUGAAAAGACCCCUUCCUACGAGCUGGAUGUGCAAGCCAGAGACCAUGGUGCUAAUCCUAUCUCAGCCCACUGCAAACUCCUGGUACGUGUUCUGGAUGUCAAUGAUAAUGUGCCUGAUUUUCAUGUUGUCUGGGCAAGACAGGCAGCUGUGGUAUCAGAAGCUCAGCCAAAGGACAGCUUUGUUGCUCUGGUGACAGCCUCGGACCCUGAUUCAGGCAAAAAUGGACAGGUGGAUUGUUAUAUCAGACAGGGCAGUGAGCAUUUCACCUUAAGAAAAAUCAGUCCUGGCAGCUACAUGUUGCUGACAAAUGCCCCUUUGGACAGGGAGAGCUGGGCAGAGCAUAAAUUGACCUUAGUAGUUAAGGACCAGGGGGCCCCUUUGUUGGCUGUAACCAGGACCUUCACUGUUCAUGUCAGUGAUGUUAAUGACAAUGCACCCUCUUUUGAAGCAAAUGCUUACCACAUUUCCAUAGCUGAGAACAGUGUGCCUCCUUCAGCUUUGCUGGUUGUCAGGGCCCAUGAUGCAGACUCAGGCUUAAAUGGGAAAGUCAUUUAUAGAAUCCAAGAUCCUAUAAUUUCAAAGUGGUUCACUAUUGAUGCUAGCACUGGGGAAAUUUGGGCCUACGCUGAUUUAGAUGCUGAAAAUAUAGCUAGCUUUGACUUUCUUGUAAUAGCAGAAGAUGCAGGCCAGCCUAGGCUAUCAUCCAAUGUUUCUGUGAGUGUCACAGUUCUUGAUGUAAAUGACAAUUCCCCAGUGGUAAUAAAGCCAGAACUAGAAGGUGGGUGGGCAAGCAUCACUGUCCUUGUGGAAACUGACACUGGUUCUGUACUGAUUCCCAAGGAGGAAGGUGGUUCUGAUCUAGCACCUUCAGCCAGCACUCCCUUGCUGUUCACAAUAUCAGCUAGAGAUGCAGACUCUGGCCUGAAUGGGGCACUGCUCUAUAAUAUUAUUGGUGGCAAUGAAGCUGGCAUUUAUUUGCUUGAUCCUCAGUCAGGUCAGUUUUAUCUGAACAGAAGCAAUGCCAGCGGUCUUGUGGACAGUGAAUGGGACCUGGAGUUGUCUGUGAGUGACCAAGGGAUAGUGCCACGCUUCACCAGAGUUCUACUGAAGGUAACUUUCAGCAGUUACAGUGAGGCCAUGCCAGAUUCCUUCCCUGUGUCCCAGCCCCUCAGUCCCUCUGCAGUGAUGGGGAUCUGCCUUGUGGGGCUGUUUGCCAUCUCUCUAGUCAUUUGGGGGUUGAGCAUGUCCCUGUGUAAAAGGGAGAAGCAUGGCAACAUGGCAUAUAACUGUCGGGAAGCAGAGCAUGCCUACAGCCAGCAGCAGCCAAAGAAGCCCCACAAACCUAUCCAAAAAGCAGACAUCCAUGUAGUGCCUAUGCUAUGGCGGGGAGAUGCUGAGCAACCUCAGGCUGCAAUAGAGAUUCCCCCAGAAACUGCCUGGACGGAUGCCUUGGGGGUGCCAAGCCACAUGACUCCAACUCUGUACAGGACCCUCAGGAACCAAAGAAAUCAGAGCAGCCUUGCUGAGCAGAGUGAGAGAUUUGCUCUUCCUGCAGUGCAACACAGACCUUUCUGUACUAAAAAACUGAGAAAUCCCAGUGCUCAGAGUAUACAACUCAUUAAUCCAAAGUCAUGUGCCAAGGAUCCCUUGUCAGAAACAACUCCAGAGCAUCAUGGCAAACUCAGCGUAAAGGGAGGCCUAGAGAAAACUCAUAGUCACCAGCACAUCCUGAGGAGCCUAGUGAGGCUCUCCAUGGCAGCUCUUGCUGAGCAAGGUCCUGGACAACUAACCAUGGAAUCAGCUCCUGUGCAGCAAAUCUCACAGCUGCUAUCUCUUCUGCACCAAGGCCAAGUGCAACCCAAGCCUAACCACAGAGGCAACAAAUAUGCUGCUAAUCAUGCUGACUGUAGGACAUCUGAUCACGUUGUUGAGAAUCUCAUCACUAAGGAGGGCUGUGGCAAUAAGGAUCAUGAUUUGGAGCUACUAGGACCGGAAUUAAGAAACCUAUUCAGCUCCCCAUCUGGGCUGGACUUGGACCAGCUGCCUGAAGGAGAUCCAGCAUGGAUGGGCAGGCUGUCCCUUCCACUCUCAACUGACUACAAGGACAAUGUUGUCUCACCAGCUGCUCUGCAGUUGCCACCCACCCACGGGUGGGUGACAGGGAGAGAUAAACCUCACACUUUUCUAACCUUUGGCAAAGCAGCCCGGGAUGAGCUGAAUAUAACAGAGCCAAUGCUGGCCAGCACUUUUUUCUCUGAGAUAAACACUCUGUUUGAGAUUAUCUUAGCUCAGCAAGCCAGCCCCCAAGUGGACGUAUCCUUGGGGCUCUUUCGGCAACUCUCAAUAUGUAGCCGAACUUUAGAGUCAGAUGGAAGUGCUGUGGGGGCUGCAGUUGGCAACUGCAGCAGCAAGGGUAUGUGAAGAAACAAGUACAGACACUGCAAUCAAGGAAGCAGGCUUCCAGCAUCUCAAGGAGCUGAAGAGGGAGAAUGUCUUGGACACACUUCACCUCUUAUUUAUCAGCUACUAGCAGCCAGUCCUCCUGACAUUACAUAUACGUAGAGCAGCCCUGCUGUUCACUGACAUGGAAUGGUAAUUGCAGAGGUGCUACAAUGGAGCUCUUCCAUGAAUACCUGCUGCAGGAAAUCAGCAUGGCAGAUCUCUCCUAUUGCCAAUUUUGCUAGUAAAAUGAAAGACCACGUGGAGCACAGGCACUGGUGCCUCUCACUGAAUUUUGUGUGUGUGUAGCAGCAGAUGCCAGAAACAUGCAGAAACAGAACCCAGAGUUAUGCUCUAAGGCAAGGAAAUUCUGCCUUUUGGUCAGACUCUGAGCCAGCAGCAGUUGCUCCCCAUCAAUUUUCAAACCUUCUUCUACACAACAAUGAAACCUAGAAGUUGUUGCAAAUCAAACAAAAUACAAUAUAAGACUUAGGAACCAAAAUUCUGCACCUUGAUCUCUCCCUAAAUUCUACUCCCUUUUUACUCUUAACACAUUUUAUCUUAGGGCACAGAUAGGAUUUCAGUGUAUGACAUGGUGAUGAAGAGCAAAUAGAUACCUAUGGGGUCCGAAUGCUGCCCUGGGCUUCUGAAGCCUGUUACUAGAAACCUACACAUUUGAGAGUGACCUUUGGGUCUUGAUGGGUCCAUUACUCAAUGUAACGACUGGCAUUUUGCUAGAUUCGCUUUCUAGGAAUGUGUUAUUAGUUACAUUCCCAUCCCACCUUUCCUUCAAGGAACUCACAACUCUGUGAGGUAGGCUAAACUGAGAUAGUGACUGGCCGAGGGUCAUCCCAUGUUUCAUGAUUGGGUGCAAAUCUCCUAGUUCAACACUCUAACCACUACGCCACACUGGCUCUUGUUCAAUAACAAAUUCAGUAACUCUAGCAUGCUAGAGAGAGAAGACUGGCAGCUCCUUCCUCCAGAAUAUGGUGUCAAUUUGUAGCUACUUGAAUGUCUGAAUCAGUUUGCUUUAAAAAAAAAUUUUUCUGUAUUAUACUUGUAUUCCUCUCAAACAGGGGCCCCAGUCCACUCCACAUCUACUUAGUUUCAGCAAUACUUCAGGAGAAAGUGUAUGUCCCCAUGUACUGAUCUCACAGAAUCGCAGUUGUUAUCAGACACUGAAUUUGGUCUUACACUAUUAAGGCUCUGUAUGUUAUCUCCCAUACAACUAAACCUAAGAACAUGUACAUGAGAUAAUCACAAAUUAUUAUCACAUAUUAUUUCUCUGUUUACCCUGGCUCCACUACCUUCCUCUUUGACAUGUCUUUUUCUGUAUUGUGAGUGAAUUGGGGCAGAGCCUUGUCCUCUCAUCUGUUCUAAAGGGGUGUUCAUCUGUUUGUGAAUGGUGCUACACACACAAAUGGCACGUUUCCAAACCAUUCAUUGACCUCACAGAAUCACAGUUGUAUCAGACACUGAAUUUGGACUUAGAGACUAUUAAGAUUCUGCUUAUUAGGCUCUGUAAGUCAAACAUGUUUGUAUCACAGUUGCAGUAUCUGGUA
Hemicordylus capensis (graceful crag lizard) is the source of this 5288-nucleotide messenger RNA. It is a transcript of the gene PCDH12, whose product is annotated as protocadherin 12. Gene Ontology annotation, cellular component: plasma membrane. Bases 367 to 3708 code for a protein of 1113 amino acids. Lineage: Eukaryota; Metazoa; Chordata; Lepidosauria; Squamata; Cordylidae. Gene Ontology annotation, molecular function: calcium ion binding. Gene Ontology annotation, biological process: homophilic cell-cell adhesion. The record is from RefSeq and is a predicted model, not a curated record. The transcript has 4 exons.